AAAGAACCUAAUACCAUGUUUAUUUUCAGGAACUGCCAACGUUGGUUCUACUAAAAGAAGCUGAAGAAGUGACUAGUGACUACACUUGCACUAAGCAAAAUAACAUGGGUUGGCUCUCAUUUUUACAAGCCUCAGCUUACAUUAUUCUUGUCAUUUCUUUAAUUUUAUCCUCUCUUUCAAAUCCAGUUUUAGCUCAGUGUAAAAAUCCACCAGUUAUUUUCAAUUUUGGUGAUUCUAACUCGGAUACGGGUGGACUCGUUGCCGGACUCGGGUACCCCAUUAACCUCCCAAAUGGUCGAACUUUCUUCCUCCGAUCAACUGGCCGUCUCUCUGAUGGCCGCCUCAUUCUCGAUUUUCUCUGUCAAAGUGUUAAUACAAGGUUCCUGAGCCCAUACCUAGACUCUGUCGGAUCUAGUUUCUUGAAUGGAGCAAAUUUUGCUAUAGCAGGAUCUCGGUUACUACCUAAGUAUGAACCAUUCGCAUUGUAUAUUCAAGUCCUGCAGUUCCUUCAUUUCAAGGGUCGCUCAAUUGAACUUGUCAGUGCUGGUUCUGCAAAUCUAAUUGGUGAUGAAGGAUUCCGCAGUGCUCUUUUUAUGAUAGAUAUUGGACAAAACGACCUUGCCGAUUCAUUUGCUAAGAACCUGUCUUACGCGGAAGUAGUCAAGAUGAUCCCCUCCUUUGUUACAGAGAUCAAGGAUGCAAUUCAGGUCAUAUAUUCUCAAGGAGGGAGGAAAUUUUGGAUCCAUAACACCGGACCACUAGGAUGCCUGCCUCAAAAACUUACUCUGGUUCAGAAAGUUUCCUCUGAUCUCGAUCCACAUGGCUGUCUGGCAAAUUACAACUCUGCUGCCAAACUGUUUAAUGAAGGGUUGCGACAUUUGUUGCAAGAGUUGAGAUCUGAAAUGAAGGAUGCUACUAUUGUGUAUGUAGACAUAUAUGCUAUCAAAUAUGAUCUUAUAGCCAACUCCAGCAGCUACGGCUUCUCAAAUCCGUUAAUGGCAUGCUGUGGCUAUGGAGGUCCUCCAUACAACUACCGUAAAGGAGUGACGUGCGGUCAGCAUGCUUAUCAGGUUUGCAGUGAAGGGUCUGAGUUCAUAAGUUGGGAUGGAGUUCAUUAUACUGAGGCAGCUAACAGAGUCAUAGCCUCUAAGAUACUUUCAAUGGACUAUUCCACUCCACGAAUUGGCUUCGAUUUCUUUUGCCAUUGAUGGUCACUUGCUAGAAUAAAUGCAAGCAUGUAUUAAAGUCAGGAUUCCCCAAAAAUGAUAUAUCGCUGGUUAUUAGAAAGAGGCCAAGGUGAAGUCUUUGCUCUUAGUUUUAAAGUCAGGAUUCCCCAACACUGUUUGUUUCAGUUCACUUUUCCUUGUUAUUUUAGGCAUGUAUUAAUUUAUGUUAUAGGUGAGUCUUCUUAUGAUAUUAAAGCCUUUUUAAGUCUUUGUUUAUUUUUUGCUUUUGCAAGUAAUUCACAUCA
Molecule: messenger RNA, 1471 nt
Organism: Solanum dulcamara
Lineage: Eukaryota; Viridiplantae; Streptophyta; Magnoliopsida; Solanales; Solanaceae
Product: GDSL esterase/lipase At1g09390-like
Exons: 5
Coding region: 105-1208 (367 amino acids)
Molecular function (GO): hydrolase activity, acting on ester bonds
Source: RefSeq, a predicted model, not a curated record